Messenger RNA from Glycine soja, 426 nucleotides. RefSeq lists its product as uncharacterized. The record is from RefSeq and is a predicted model, not a curated record. Bases 1 to 426 code for a protein of 141 amino acids. Lineage: Eukaryota; Viridiplantae; Streptophyta; Magnoliopsida; Fabales; Fabaceae. The transcript has a single exon.
AUGGAACAUAAAGCAUAUUGGGCUCUGAAAUUUCUGAAUUUUGAUGAGAAGGCAUCCAGGGAGCACAGGAAGAUUCAACUGUUGGAGUUGGAAGAAAUGCGACUGACAACUUAUGAAUCUUCAAAACUCUAUAAAGGAAGAGUUAAGGCCUACCACGAUAAAAUGUUGUUGAAGAAAGACUUCAAACCGGGACAACAGGUACUACUUUUUAAUUCAAGAUUGAAAUUAUUUCCUGGUAAGCUGAAAUCUAAAUGGUCUAGACCCUUUGUCAUCAAGAAAGUUCGACCUUAUGGUGCAAUAGAGCCAUAUAACCCACAAUCUCAGGACCCUGACAAAACAUGGGUGGUAAAUGGCCAGAGGUUGAAAUUGUACCAUGGUGGAGAUUUUAAAAAGGCUCACAACACCAUAUAUUUUAUCACCCAUUGA